Molecule: messenger RNA, 2584 nt
Organism: Scleropages formosus (Asian bonytongue)
Lineage: Eukaryota; Metazoa; Chordata; Actinopteri; Osteoglossiformes; Osteoglossidae
Gene: ctbs
Product: chitobiase, di-N-acetyl-
Exons: 7
Coding region: 208-1305 (365 amino acids)
Biological process (GO): oligosaccharide catabolic process
Molecular function (GO): hydrolase activity, hydrolyzing O-glycosyl compounds; chitin binding
Source: RefSeq, a predicted model, not a curated record
ACUUCCCUAUCAGUUUUCAGUGUUAGUUUUUCUAACGUGUUAAAAUCACUUCUGGCGAGAGUACCUAUGGUAACACGGGAUAUAAUAUCGUUAAUCUCAUCGCGCGAGACACGCGAGCUGCGUAAUCAUGAUAGGAACUGAAACGAGUGUUGAUAAAACAGCACUUAAAAGGCCUCAGGAGUAGCCUGGCGCAUAGUCUUUUCGACAAUGGCGGUGCAGAUGUGGUACCUCCUCCUUCUAACGACGAGUUUUGUGUCACUGCGCUCUCACGGUGCAUCUUGCCCGUGUGAAAAAGAAGAGCUCUGCAAACCCAUCACAGGCCAAAAGGACUAUGAGGUCCUUGUUUUCGAUGUUGGAGGAACAGACUGGAAGUACUAUGACUGGGAUAUGGUGACAACUGUUGCUAUAUUUGGAAAAUAUGACCCAAACCUGAUGUGUUUUGCCCAUUCUAAAGGUGCAAGGGUUGUCCUUAAAGGCGAUGUCCCUGUGUCUGACAUUGUGGACCCUAAAAACCGAACUGCCUGGAUCACAGAGAAAGUAAACUUGGCAAAGGCGCAGUUUAUGGAUGGCAUAAACAUUGACAUUGAGCAAGAAGUGGGGAAGAAUUCACCAGAAUACUAUGCUUUGACUGCAUUAGUAGAGGAAUCCACAGAAACAUUUCACAGAGAGAUCCCAGGAUCACAGGUAUCAUUUGAUGUUGCAUGGUCACCAGAUUGUAUUGACAAGCGUUGCUAUGACUAUACUGCAAUUGCAAAGUCAUGUGACUUCAUCUUUGUGAUGUCUUACGAUGAAGAAAGUCAAAUAUGGGGUGACUGCAUUGCAAUGGCCAAUGCACCAUAUAUUAAGACAUUGAUUGGAUAUGAGCAAUACUUGAUGCUAAACAUUGAUCCACAAAAGAUUGUGAUGGGAGUGCCAUGGUAUGGGUAUGACUACCCAUGUCUUAAACUGUCAGAGGAGGGGGUGUGUUCCAUACCUAAGGUGUCUUUCAAGGGUGCCCCUUGCAGUGAUGCAGCUGGUCGACAGAUCCCUUACAGUACAAUCAUGAAACAGGUUAAUAAUUCCAUGACUGGAAGGUUGUGGGAUCCAUUUCAGCUUGCUCCGUACUACAACUACAAGGCUGAAGAUGGAACCAUACACCAAGUAUGGUAUGAUGACCCACUGAGUAUUUCUCUCAAGACACAGAACGUUUGGCUGUUAGGGCUGCGGGGAACUGGCAUGUGGAACGGUGACCUCCUUGAUUACAGUGACAACAGUAUUGCCCGGGAACAGACUCAAGCUAUGUGGAAGGUCCUCAAACCAGUUUAAAAGAAUGGACCAAGAACAAAUCAGCUUUUUCUUUUUCAGUAUAAUGCUUUGUCUCUUAGGUGGGAAAAGAGAGGAAUGUUCUUUCUGAAUUCUAUAACAUAUUGUAGCAUUCUGAUUUUCUUUUUUUGCAACCAUAAAACGUUGUGUAAACAAAUUAUUAGACAGUCAUGUCCUCCAUAUGGCAUUAUUAUAACUUUACCUUUCAUUUCAGUACAGUACUGCCUGCAAAUUACAUUAUCAAGGAACUGAAGUCUUAUAAGAUUACUAGUUAGAAAUAAACUGCAGAACUUGGCAAUUAUCAAUGCAACCUGUCAAGAUAAACACUUGUUACAUUGAUCAUAAAUAUUAAAAAUGGGUUCAUAUUUGAAAUCUGUAUUUAAUUUCUUAUGACUUGCCUUACAGUUGCAUAAUGUAAGCGACAUGUUUCUGCUGACAACUUUCUGUUGCUUGCCUACUAUACAAGGGUAAAAAAUCAUCCUGAUUAAAUGAUUCUUAUUUUGGGGGGGGGGGACUUUUAAUGCAAAAUAGGAAUCUAAAGCAGUUGUACCCCACAGUUUAAAUUUCAGCAUCUUUUCUUUAAAUCCCUUUUCCAACUGAUGCCUGGAUAUCUCCUUUUGUAACAAAUAAUGAAAUUAAUAUUCAAAGCUAUUUGUUUUGCUGAUAGCUUCAUCCAAAUGGACUUGGAUUUUUAUGCAUUUACAGAGCAGGAUAUGUAUUUUUACUGGACAACUUCAGAUAACUUUUAACAGGGGAACACAGCAGGAUGCUUUGGGAGACCUAACCAGUAAUAGUGGUGCUACAAUUCUGUGCACUUAUGCAAUAGGCUGUGUACCAGGUAAUAUUUCACUAAAAAUUGUAAGACCAAAACAUUUUUCUAUGCAACAAGCUGCUUUCAGUCAUAAAUCUUUAAAGUCAAGUCUUCUGCCAUUACCUGAACAGCAACAGGCAACAUUUGUGACUGAAAUGAGAAACAUUUAUCAAAUAAAGCUGCAGCUGUGAAGAUGUCAGUGGUCUCUAGGGUAGGAUACUUGCCAGCAAUUUCAGUUCAUUUCAGGGCAGCCACUGGGAAGGGAGGAUAUGAAACAGGUGUGGUACCUUCUUUCAUUCACAUGUUCUGAGUGCAAAGACCAGGAGAAUAUGCAAACCUCACAUGCCCAGAGCCAGAUUUAAACCUAGGCAGAAGCACAAAGUUCAGGCACUCUAAGGCACUAGUGAUAACAUGGCCUCUAAUCAGACAUUCUUGAGCUAGAAUUUCACUUUAUCUAAUAUGUAGAAUAGA